UAAAAUCAAGGAAAUUAAAUGCGAGUUUGAACUUGUAAUGCACAAAGUUCAACUAGCCACUCAUCAUUAUCUUCCUGUCUAUUAUAAUAAUCAAACUAGCGUUUGGUUACAGUUUCGAUGGGAUGAUCAUUCGCGAUGUGGAUUGCAAGCCUUCUACUAGUGAUCUUCCUGUCAGUGGAAUUUGUUUACUGUGAUUUGUCAUGCAAUGACACAUUCUGCGCCUGCGAGAAACACCCAACUGAAAAUGGUAUUAUCGUGGACUGCUCAUUCACCAACGUAACAUAUGUGCCGACGCAGAUACCAGCUGCUAUUACCCUGGUCCUAAAUAUGUCAUCCACAAGACUCGAAGACUUGGUGACUUAUACAAGCACGCCAUUUGAGAACUAUGUGUCACUCAAAGUAUUAGAUCUGUUUAAUACAACAUUGGGAAUAAAGAACGCUACAAUUCAAAACACAACUUUCACAGGACUAAAAAACCUAUUGUAUUUAAAUAUAUCAAACAACGACCAGAUGACAUUGACAACUAACACAAGCGAGAACUUGUUUGGACAUUUAAAAUCACUAAAAGAAUUAAGAAUGUACGCAACAACGGGAGCCCUUCUUGGAAACGGUUACCCUGAGAUGGCCAUAUCGAAGCUUCAAAACAGUUUGGAAGAACUAUGGCUUGAUGGUAUGACAAAUAUUUCAUUUGGUCCUGUGUUUCAAGAAAUGUCAAAGCUUAAUACGGUGCGGAUAUCGGGGGAUAUGGUUCUACCGCCGUGGCGAUACUUGGAGUUUUGUGAAACAGACAUAUUGAGAACGUCAUUUGAAAAUUUGAUUUACGUGACACACUUGUCGGUUUUAAAAUGUGGCGUAAAAGAUAUUGCAGCAGACGCUUUUGUAAACAUGACGCAUUUGGUUUAUCUUGAUUUGUCUGAAAAUUUUGAAUUAGGAUUGAAUGGUCUGACAAAGGCGGCGAGCAGUUUGAACAAAAAAAUGGAAACAAUAAUCAUGAACCACGUUGUAAAUGGUCAGUUUUUGAGCUGUGGCACCAACAUAACCUCAAAAAUCGUAACUCCAUUUAAAAACCUAACAAAUUUGAAAUACCUUUCACUGCAAUAUAAUGCAGUGAAUAACGUUGAAAAGGAAGUAUUCCAACUUUUGCCGUCAGUUGAGGAAAUUAAUAUUUCAAGAAACGAGUUUGAACUUGGAUUUUACAUUUUUUACGUUUACUUCAUGAAAAAUUUAAAGAAGCUCGACGUAUCUUUUAACUUUUUCAAUGAUAAUAUAGGAAUAUGGAGUUCGUUAAGUCCGAAGAAGCAUGUUCGCACCAAUGGCCUUCUCUACAAUCCGCGCACGACAACGACGGAAGCACAUGCGUCCUCACGCAACAAUUUGGCAUAUCUAUCGUCUACUGCAGCUGAACAUGAAACCUUUGCAGACAUGCAGGUGCAUAUGAAUAAUUACAGACAUCAUGUUCCAGUGCCGAACACCUGCCCGACUCCAGAAUAUUUCAUUCCUAGAUGUUCGGUCACUGGUUUUCUCCCACCGAAUAUGGAGGAAAUAGAUAUAAGUUACAGUAAAAUUGGAUACCCUAUUUUUGAAUUAUGUUUUGACCCAAAUAAUAAGUUGAAAACUAUAUCCGCGGCGUGCUCGUUGCUGUUUUGUUGGGAGGGACCAACCCAUGGUUUGGAAAAAGUUGAAAAUAUUGACCUUAGCCUUAAUUUUGCAACACAAGUGAAUGUACAUUUCUUUGAUGGUUUUCCGAAUCUUAAAAGAUUGAAUCUUCAUGGCAACCUCUUGUUCAAUCCGAUUCAAAAGAAUGGUUCGCGCUUAUUUGCAAACAACACACAUUUGAAGGACUUGGAUAUAUCAUUCAAUAGAAUUGAAAGUGUGCAACCUGACCUACUCCAACACCAAAAAGACCUGGAAGUUUUCAAUAUGUCCUUCAAUAUAUUUACAUCUUUUGGUCUGAAUAUCUCGCACUUGAAACACUUGCGAAUGCUCGACAUGAGCAACAACCACAUAUGGACUCUCCCACAGAGUGUAAGAAACGCACUGAAGAAUAUUUCAAUGACAAGCUCUAGGGGCAGGAAUCGGAUGCAAGUGAACAUGACAAACAACCACAUCAAAUGCACAUGUGCUAAUCUUGAUUUUUUAAAAUGGGUUUUAGAGCAUAUGGGUUCAUGUAGCUAUCUGUACGUGAAUAUUUCUGAGUGCAACUUUUUUCACAACGACAACAUGACGAAAGAAGUAAUAAAUUCUAAGAAUGAUCUGGAAGAGAAAAUUAUAUAUCUUGAUAAGCAAUGUAAAUCAUACCUUGAUGUCAUAAUAGUCAGCGCAAUACUUUUGGUUAUUGUAAUUGUAAUAGUUGUCGGCGUGUUAGUUCAUAGGUUCAGAUGGAAAAUAAGCUACUGGUACUAUGUGACUUCUCGAAAAAUAGUCAAACGAGCUGGCUAUACGUCCAUUGACAGCAUUGCUGAAGAGGCGAACAAGUUCCGAUACCAUGUGUACGUGGCAUCCAAUGCAGAGGCCAACACUUUUGUAAGCGAGACCCUAGAGCCCCAUCUCACAAGAGAAGGUUAUAAGUUGUUCCUCCCCGACUAUAUUGUGCCGGGGCAAAACAAGUACAGUUUAAUUGCGAAUGCUAUACAUAUAAGCAGAGCGGCGCUGUUUGUUAUAACCAAAGGGUGCGAAUCUGAAGACGAAUGGAAGAUUGCCCUACAUAUGGCACAGGAGGAGUCUUUGAGACGGGGAAAACCAAUGUUCUUUGGACUUUUCUUGCAGUCCACGCCGGAUUCUGGCUGGUCAAAGGACACGUUGGAAAUCAAAAGGAGGUGCUAUCUGGACUUUCCGGAAAGGGGCGGAAGUCAAGAAAUGAUUGCCUUUUGGAGAGAACUGAUUGACAUUAUUGAAAAAAUAGACGACACACCGAUUGCUGUAAACCAAAGUUUAUUCAACAGAAACACUUCUAUUUGAGAAAGUCCAGCUUGAUGCACACAUAAUUUUCACUGGAGGAACUCAACUUGCUUCGGAGGUUUGGACUUUGAAAUACUGAAGUCACGACGAGAACCAUGUGUAACAAGAAGACAAGAAUAAUCUAUCAAAUCUCGUCCAAGACAAAGUGUAUUAUUAUACAUUCUAUGUAACUCUACUACUAUAAGGAAUUACUUAUACUGGACAAAAAAAAUGCAAACUCAUCCAUACCUUCAACCAUUUCACCAGUUGGAUCCGAAUUGAUUUCAAUUUUCAUAGGCUAAAAUAUUUACAACAAAUAAUGGAAUUUCACAAUUUCUGUAAUGCCUUCUUCAGUUUGAUUUACUUUUGUUAAUACUGUAAACAUCAUUUAUUGAAAUAUAUUACAACAAGGGAGAGGUUUUAAAAUGAGAUGUAACCUAUCUCCUCUAUCCUUAUGAUGACACAGUGGAAACUCGAUAUGUCGAACUCUGUUAUCUCGAUGUUCUGGUUUUGUCAAAGUUUUUCUAAUAUUUUGGGCUCAGUCAUACACUGAUUGUAUUUCUGUUAUAUCGAGUGCUCGUUACCUCGAAGGUAUUAUCGAGGCCCCAACGACUUCGAAAUAGCGAGUUCCUACUGUAUAUGUAUACUUUGUGUUGUUCCAAUGUAUCUUCAUGACAUAAAUAAUGCUUAAACUAAUGUCUUUAAUGUAAAUAUGUGAAUAUAUGCAAAUCAAAAUAA
Messenger RNA from Mya arenaria, 3675 nucleotides. RefSeq names its product toll-like receptor 4. Gene Ontology annotation, biological process: toll-like receptor signaling pathway; immune response; inflammatory response. The record is from RefSeq and is a predicted model, not a curated record. Gene Ontology annotation, molecular function: protein binding; transmembrane signaling receptor activity. Lineage: Eukaryota; Metazoa; Mollusca; Bivalvia; Myida; Myidae. The transcript has 2 exons. Gene Ontology annotation, cellular component: membrane. Bases 136 to 2958 code for a protein of 940 amino acids.